Haliotis rubra (blacklip abalone) is the source of this 5934-nucleotide messenger RNA. Its product is annotated as uridylate-specific endoribonuclease B-like. The record is from RefSeq and is a predicted model, not a curated record. NCBI's taxonomy places the organism in Eukaryota, Metazoa, Mollusca, Gastropoda, Lepetellida, Haliotidae. Gene Ontology annotation, molecular function: RNA endonuclease activity. The transcript has 6 exons. The coding region runs from base 85 to 948 and encodes 287 amino acids.
AUGGAGUUUGCGUUGACCCCUUAAUGCACCGAGGUGGUGAAUCGACACGGAAGCAACGAAGCGGAACACAGUUGCAGCCUCAACAUGGCUUACUAUCAGGACGAGAGCGCGUUUGAUGCAGAUGGUGAUUUAUCCGAAGCGAUAUCCAAACUAUGGGAAAUGGACGACAAUAAGUGUUACCCAGGACAACAGUAUGAGGUUGACCUUCAGGGAUAUGUUACGAGCAGUCGUCGUGUGAACAAGGACUUUGCCAGGGACAAGCUGAUCUCAUGGUUUGAUGAAGAAGAAAUCUUCUCAAGACCAACAUACAAAGCCUUCAGGGACCUGCUGGACAACUACGAGCUGGAGCGUGGGGAGGUGGAGGUUGUGACAUGGGAGGAGCGGAAAGAGAACUGGGAGUUCCUGAAUCUCAUCACGGAGACGCCGGUGAUGCAGGAGGCCCACAGGAUGCUGGUGGAGAGAGGCAAGGCUCCAGAAGAUGACGAUGGCUUCAAGAAGCUUCUCCAUGACAUCUGGUUCAAGAUGUACCACAGGCGAGGAGGAAGAGGUCCUGACUCAUGCAGUUUUGAGCAUGUGUUUGUUGGUGAAGGCCGAGGUGAUGAGUUCAUCGGCCUGCACAACUGGAUCCAGUUCUAUCUACAGGAGAAGGCUGGCAACAUCAACUACCACGGAUUCUUCAGGAGGGAGACGCUCACUGAUGACGAAAUCCCACGUCUUAUAGCUCUCCAGUUCUCCUGGAAGGGGAUCAAGAGUAAGCCGAUGUGCAGUUGCUUCCUGGGAACCAGUCCAGAGUUUGAGAUCGCGGUAUACACUCUGUGUCUUCUACUGGACAAGGAUGGCAAGACGGAUUGCCAGAUGGGCAAGUACGAGAUCGAAGUUGUCGUCCACUCUCACGGCUUCAAGAAGAAGCUAGGGACUGCAUACAUUGCUGCAGCACGCUUGUACUAGCGAGAUUAAUGUCAGGAACAAGCACGUUGCCUAUCAAAGAAACUUCUGUAGAUUACAUAAAUAUAGCUGCAGUAAUCUGACCCUUCCUUCAAUCAAAUUGUCUUACAGCGGAGACCUCAUUGUUUUGUUCUUACAAACAUAAAACUUUUGUUAUCGUAUUAGCUAAUCAUUCUAAAAUUACUUUUGCAUUAUCAAUUAUACCAUGUCAUAUUGUUUAAGGAAAGUAAAAAAAAAUUUGUUUUUAGUUUUAUUGGCGACAUUUGUCAGAGUUUCUGUAGGUGGAGACUUCGGAGUACUUCCGUAUGUCGCUGUGGAAGGCAAUUGUUCAAUACCUAGGCAUUCUAAAGAUGAGAAUUGCAUAUACUUUCUGAAUAUAUUGUAUGAAUUUGGUAUUUGGGCUGAAUUAUUCAUACAUAUUUGCUGUUAGUCUUUUUGAAAUGUUAUUAUUUGAGAUGAUAUGUCAAACAUUUGUCAAGGAGGAUUUGUCAAUAUUUCAUAUCAUCUUGUAACAUUUGAAGUAGUGUAUGGUUGUGGUUAUCUCCCUUUAAUACACAAACAUGUUUCAGCCUCAGGAAUUCUGCCAAAUUAAUACUCAUGGAACAGUCCCCAUGUUUGAAUCUGUCAUCUAAAUCAGAUCUUAGUUUUAUUGCUCCACAGAGAUCUGAGAACAUCCUGUUACAGGUCAGGUCAGGUCAGGUCAGGAAGAAUUGGAGUGUCACUCAUGAGUAUGCCAAAGUGAAAGUCUGAUAACAGUUUCUGAUUCCGAAAACUAGACAUUUUCUCUGGCCUAUUUCAGUGGAAUAAAGAUUUGAAGAACAGACUUUCAUACAAUCUUGACCAUUUAUUAGAUGUAACCCAAUUUACUUUUGGUAAUUUUUCAAAUUUUGAAUCAAGAACUUUCUCAUUUCUGGACUGGAAGUCACCAUUUUGAAACCAGCGGUGUAAGGCUUGAGAACAGCUGUCUGAUUGGCUAAUGUUGACCUCGUAUUAGUCAUUUCAUUGGUCAGUCAAAUUGCUAAAGGUUGUGUUGAUGUCACCUGAGAAGUGAUGUUCUCAUACUGUUGGAGUAGCGAUAAUGAGGACUAAGAUCGGAUUGUAAUGUAAAAUGUCACAAUUGUCAUACACAAUGCACAGUUGAAGGUUUGACUGUUUCUUUGUUUAUUUUCUAGUCCUGUAUUAACCAAACAGGGUAACGUGACAAAUACCCAGUACUGCUAUUGUAUUCCAUAUCUAUGGUAUUAACAUGGGCAUAUCAAAUACAUGUAUGUAUUUAUAUAUUUCUUGUAUACAUGAAUCUCAAACAUCUGAUUCCAUAUUGGUACAUUUAGAAUCAUCCGGUUUCAGUCAUCUUAUAUUUCUAAGCCAGUCGAUUUUUUCAGCUGUUUUGUGUAAUAGAAAAACUUUGUAUUUGCAGACAAACUGCUUUGUGCUUUAUGCUUGCCAGUGUUAGAACUGUUCAGUAAACAGAGUUAGCUUGCCCCUCUAGUGGUCCAGGUUUGAAUCCUGUGGUUUUCCAAAAUGUCUUUUCCUGCAUGACUUUUCUCAUGCAGCUUCAAAAUCACACCAAUUCCAGUUGUUGAUUUUAAUUUUUUUGUUGAGAUGAACUUCUAAGGUAAAAGAAUAUAAUAAUUGCGAGAGCUUUAUUCAGUAACCUGUAGUUCAUGAGCACUAGGGGUGGUGGGGUAGCCUAGGGGUUAAGGUGUUUGCUCAUCACACUGAAGACCCGGGUUCGAUUCCCCACUUGGGUACAAUGUGUGAAGCCUAUUUCUGGUGUGCCAACCGUGCUAUUGCUGGAAUAUUGGUAAAAGCAGCAUAAAACUAAACUCACCCAUGAACACAAAUGCACACAACAGCUUGAUCAUCAAUUGAAGCACUCAUAAAAUCUCCAAACAUAUGCAAGAAGACAACUAAGUGCACUAAGGCCAUCCAUAUUUUCUUUUAUGUUUUUCAUCUCCUAAAUUUUGGGGGAGUGUAAUAACCGAAUAAGAAUAAGAAAAUAUUUACUAAUGGUGUAACGUAUUUUAUGGGAUUUUAAAAUUUAGAUAACUUGGUAAUAGUCUUUAAAUUAGUUUAUGAAUUUACUUUGCUUCAGAAGUAUUUUUUAAUAAAUAUUGAUAAAGACAGAUCAAGCAGACCUGGUUGGUUCUAGGACUGUUCAAGAGGAGGUGUUCCUAUUUAUCACAAUAGGGCAUGAAUUUCCACAGCAGAAGCAGGGAAACUGAGAUUAGAAAACCUUUUAUCUUACGUCUGAAUGAAAUUUCAGGGUGGAUGGGAGAUGGGGAAACAGAGAGAAAUAUAGAGAACCUAAGCAGAUGGCCCAUGUGUCUCUUGUAAAAGGUGACGUGUGUUUAAGAUAAAACUUACAUUUCAAUAUUCUUCGGACAGAUGGCACCAAACACCUGACAAAUAUGUAAACUCUCGAUGGUUCUGGUCAUUGUAGAUUAUUCUGUAUUUUUUCUGUGAAGGAGUGAUAGUUCUUUCUAUAUUGCACAAUUAAUUUAUGAUGUUGUUUAAUUAACUUUUGUCAGUGAAAAUGGUGAUGACGUUUAUAGGAAGGUUGGUCCAGACUGAAAUGUUUCAUAUUUACUUCCUGUUAUUUAUGUGCAAUACCAUAUCAGUUACAAUAUGUUGAAAUGUUAAUACGUGACUCAGAACACUAGUAUGUCAUACAAAUUUACAUGAUUGAAUAACCAAUAACUUACAAUUCAAUUCAAAUAUGAUUGAUUGUUUUAUGCUAUAUAUAUACACCGAGGUUUAUUUUGAUAAAUGUUAACAGUGGUGGAAUGGAGCCAUUAAAUCAGCUGUUUCAGAGGUAGUUAUUGUGAUUUAAAACCUCAGAUUCAGAAUAGAGUAUUUUCUCAAAAUGAGGUUGAAUUUUGAUUGUUUAAGCAGAUGCAGAAGCUGUCUACCAGUAAUACCACAUGCUUUAUAAGAUCUUACACUUACACUUGUUAAUUGAACUGAUCUAAGGUCUCAUGGUUUUUGUCACUUGUUUUGUCAGUUUUCCCCUUAAAAUGAAGAAACAAUGAGGGGCGGAUCCCGAGGGGGGCUGGGGGCGUUUGAGGGGCAUUUCCCCUAACCUUUGGGCUUCAUGAUUUAUAUGCACCCCAAACUCCUUGAUCCGCCCCAGACAAUGACGAGAAAAAUGUCGAUUUUUGAAAGAUACAUGUUAUUUUCUUUUCCUUCCGAUACAGGACUGCAUUGAGGUUUUUUGAAACUAUAAUUAGAUGAAGGAUACAGCUGGAAUAAGAUUGUUUUGAAAUCAUUAUUUUUUCCAAAUUUGUAAGGCUAUGGACGAAAUCAAUAUCUUAGUGAAGCAAAAAAAUGUUAUUCUGCAUUUCAACUUCACCUUCAUAGUUUUUUAAGUGUGGUCACCAUGGCUUUGGUCAUAUUUACUUGGACUGACCAACACAUGGUACUAUAGUGAUGUGUUUCUGACAUGAGUCUAGUCUGGUUUAACAUGAAUUUUAUUAUGUAUGGCAUUCAGUUAAUAAUAUCGGAUAUCAGUAGUUUUAUGAUCUGAAGAAAAGGGGCAUGUGACUUAGUUGUGACUUUAUUCAAGCUUUUGUGCCAUAUAUUGACUAUUAGACGUAGUUUCAGCAUAUAUUCUCUGUGCCAUCACAGCAACUUACUGGUAUUAUUUACAGCAGUUGAGAUAUCACUGUAAGUAUUGGUUAUUUAGUAUUAUAAUUAGAGAAGUAUUUUUUGUUUCAUGGCUUGUUAUGUUUGAUGCCAAUAUCAAAUAUGUUUUUGUUUGCAAACCACAUUGAAAUAAUGGCAGAAUUUAAAUUUUGGUAGAUAGGAUGUUUUGAAAUAGCUUGUGCUAGAAUCAAUUCUCAGGUCCAAACAGGUAACAUGAGGCACCUUUCAUUGUUUAGUUGUGUAUUGUAUCUGUUGGGAGUUAUCUCCCCUGGUCUUUUCAUCUGCAAUGAUGAGUCACUUUAAAGGCUUAUGCUCAAUUGGCUAAAUUUUGGCUCAGGCAGAAGGAGAUUUAUAUAGACUCGUUGUGGACUGGACUGUGUCAAAGAAAAUUUAGGGUUAAGGGUUCUCUUGUACAAAGCAACCCUUGGCUGUUUUAACACUAAUACUUAAAUACAGCAGGGCAUGAAACUCCCAAAACUUUCAGCCAGACCACAGGGCUGGUUAGAUGUAAAACUUGCCAGCCCUGACCAAAACUUACCUGCCCACAAAAUAUCUUCAUAUAUACAUGUCUAAAUUUUAACCCGACCGUUGGGCAGGUGAAUUUGAGAAUCUGGCAGUCCGUGUUGAAAAUACCCUGUUGUGGGCGGUCGGGCAGGCAGGCAGGCAUUUUGAACGCUGAAUACAGGCAUAUUUUUGUUGGGCUAAGAUCACUUUGUGCAAUCGGGUCAUGGGGCUUUGUUUUCAAGAGAGUUAGUUUGAAAUUAUACUAGCUCAGUGGCUUUUGUGUUUGAAAUGCACAUUUUCAGAAAUCAUACCAACUUAUUACUAUACAUGCAUAUAAUUCUCUCAUAUUUUCAAAAAACCUGUUUUAGUGACCUCACUAAAUUGGAACAAAGCUUGUGCAACAAUUUACUACGACCUGUUGUUGAGGUAUGUAUCAUCGGUAAAGUAACAACGAAUUAACAGUCUGGCAGACAGAAAUGUACUUAGAGACAGGAUAUGUUUCCAAACCAACUAGCAUGUCCACUGAGCAAAUAUUAUUUUGUUUAAGGCCAAAUGAUUCGCAUGUAUUUUGGUAAACAAAUUACUUAUUUUUUAGUGUUAAGAAAUGGUUGUAAAAGUUUACGAAAGGUGCUAACAUUGGGCAGUGCUUGAUUUACCUGUAAUAUUGACUGCAAUAAUGCCAUAUUUGCCAUGCAUGCCUUUAACUCAACAUGAUAUUACUGCUCAUGAAAGGGUACACCUUUACAUUUCUAGUGAGUAUGUUAGAUGCAACAACACGAUUCUCUACUAUUUUAUGCAUUUCUGUCAUUAUUCUUGCAAGAAUAAAAUCCUACACAUCCA